GCUGAGAAGUAGGCGCUUUCCCUCUUCUUCAGCCUCUUCUGCUUAGGAAGGCCGGAUAUCCAUCCAAAGCUGCAGAGAUGUAAGAAGCAGUCAGCGCCCCGGGAUGUUACCCGGUGGCCGGAUGCCCAUGGCAGGGAUGCAGGUGGGCUCUGCCGCGGGACCUCUCUUCGGAACGAGUUCUCCAAUGAGACCUGGAAUGCCGCAGUCCAUGAUGGAUCCCUUCCGGAAGCGCCUGCUGCCUCCGCAGGCCCAGCCACCCUCCGCGCUGACCCAAAGGAGAGGGCUGAAACGGAGGAAGAUGGCGGACAAGGUCCUACCACAGAGGAUCCGUGAGCUGGUCCCAGAGUCUCAGGCCUAUAUGGAUUUGCUGGCCUUUGAACGCAAGCUGGACCAGACGAUCGCCCGCAAAAGGAUGGAGAUCCAGGAGGCAAUCAAGAAACCUUUGACGCAAAAGCGGAAGCUGCGCAUUUACAUCUCCAAUACCUUUACUCCCGGGAAGGAGGACUGUGACGGUAGUGAGCGGAUAGCCUCGUGGGAACUUCGAGUGGAGGGCAAACUUUUGGAUGAUCCGAGUAAGCAGAAGAGAAAAUUCUCCUCCUUUUUCAAAAGCCUGGUCAUUGAGCUGGACAAAGAACUGUAUGGGCCAGACAACCACCUGGUGGAGUGGCACCGGGUCGCCACGACCCAAGAGACAGAUGGCUUCCAGGUCAAGCGCCCGGGCGACGUCAAUGUGAAAUGCACUCUGCUGCUCAUGCUGGACCACCAGCCCCCCCAAUACAAGCUGGACCCCCGCCUGGCUCGCCUGCUGGGCGUUCACACCCAGACCCGUGCCAGCAUCAUGCAGGCCCUCUGGCUGUACAUCAAACACAACAAACUUCAGGACAGCCACGAGAAGGAGUACAUCAAUUGCAACCGCUACUUCCGCCAGAUCUUCGGGUGCAUCCGCAUGCGAUUCUCAGAGAUCCCCAUGAAGCUGGCAGGGCUGCUGCAGCACCCGGACCCCAUUGUCAUCAACCACAUCAUCAGUGUGGAUCCCAAUGAUCAGAAGAAGACUGCUUGCUAUGACAUCGAUGUGGAAGUGGAUGACCCCUUGAAGGCCCAAAUGAGCAACUUCUUGGCCUCCACCACCAACCAGCAGGAAAUUGCCUCCUUGGAUGUCAAGAUCCACGAAACCAUCGAGUCCAUCAACCAGCUGAAGACCCAGCGAGAUUUCAUGCUGAGUUUCAGCAACAGCCCCCAGGAUUUCAUCCAGGAAUGGAUCAGAUCUCAGCAGAGGGACUUGAAGAUUAUCACAGACGUGGUUGGGAACCCCGAAGAGGAGAGGCGCGCCGAGUUCUACCAGCAACCCUGGAUGCAGGAGGCUGUUGGGAGACACAUCUUUGCCAAGGUUUGGAGACUGACCUGACGCUGCCCCGAUCCAAGAUUUUUCCCAGGAUUCCAGGUGGUGCAGCAUCAUUUCAC
Gekko japonicus is the source of this 1461-nucleotide messenger RNA. It is a transcript of the gene SMARCD2, whose product is annotated as SWI/SNF related, matrix associated, actin dependent regulator of chromatin, subfamily d, member 2. Bases 104 to 1405 code for a protein of 433 amino acids. Gene Ontology annotation, biological process: regulation of transcription by RNA polymerase II. The record is from RefSeq and is a predicted model, not a curated record. The transcript has 12 exons. Gene Ontology annotation, cellular component: nucleus; SWI/SNF complex. NCBI's taxonomy places the organism in Eukaryota, Metazoa, Chordata, Lepidosauria, Squamata, Gekkonidae.